Molecule: messenger RNA, 853 nt
Organism: Suillus subaureus
Lineage: Eukaryota; Fungi; Basidiomycota; Agaricomycetes; Boletales; Suillaceae
Product: microtubule associated protein-domain-containing protein
Exons: 3
Coding region: 181-711 (176 amino acids)
Biological process (GO): microtubule cytoskeleton organization; mitotic spindle midzone assembly
Cellular component (GO): cytoplasm; mitotic spindle midzone; spindle
Molecular function (GO): microtubule binding
Source: RefSeq, a predicted model, not a curated record
CGUCACCUGGACCAAUUCUAAAGUCAUGUGGUAUCGAACUGACGCAGGUCUUGGCUUGGGCUGAUAAACUGCACGCUGAACUAAACGAACUCAAGAGGCGCCGCAAAGUGCACAUCCAAGCCAUGUAUGACCAACUGGAGGUGCUUUGGCGACGCAUGAGUAUGGACGAGGAGGCCAUGGAUGGUUUUGUCGAGGCGAAUCGCGGGACGAUGCCUUCUAUGGUUCAAGCGUAUGAAGAAAUUGGAGCGCAUGAUUGACUUGAAGCGCGAGAAAAUGGGGAUGUUUAUCGCUAAUGCUUGCACAGAAAUUGAGAGCCUGUGGGAGGAGCUCAUCGUAGGAGAAGAUGAGCGGAAUGAUUUUACGGCGUUUGCUGAUGACGAACAUACGCAGGAUUUGCUGAGCCAGCAUGAGCAUGAGAUCGCCCACCUGAAAGCGGAAGUACGGUUCAAGAUGCUACUGUUGACAUCGAUCAAGAGGUACAUGGUAAUUUGUGAGGAACACAAAGAGCUAGAGCGUGUAACCGGCGAUCAGACACGCCUUUUAGGAAUGAGUGGGGAUGAGAUCCCGGCAGAUUGCUCCGGGAAGAGAAGUUGGGAAAGAGGGCCGCGAAAGAGAAGCCUAAGCUUGAGCAACAGCUACUGUCAUCGCUGCCUACAUGGGAGCAAACGCACAGACGAGCUUUACAGCAUGUUGAACUCACUCCUGCUCUAGAGCAGACUAAGGAACAUUCUCGAUAUCCUGAAUCUCGCAUCCAUCUGCCAAAGACACAACUAAUAGCUCCAGCUGCCUACGUGAGGAUGGCGCAGGCAACAUUGCGCAUAUGGUCCAGGGGAAAUCAUGCAAGAAUCAUAAA